UUUAGGUUGUGGGAAAUAAUCUCCGGAGCUUCCAUCCUCCCCGCGUAAACAUUGCUUGAGGAGCAUCUGUCUGUGUUUCAGGGACUUCCUCGGUCUGUGGAGGCUCAAGGCGCACCCUCCUCUGUGAUGACGCACUGCGAGCGCACGCACAACAAGGCGAAACAUGGCGAGGCUGAGCGAGCAUGGGAUUCGUCUGAGUUCUAUGAGUCCCUCCUUCCUGAACAGCAACUCCACAAGUCACACCUGGCCGUUCAGCGCGGUGGCAGAACUGAUAGACAAUGCAUCAGACCCUGGCGUGUCUGCUAAGCAGAUAUGGAUAGAUGUCGUAGAUGAAGGUGAUCAGCGCUGUUUGACGUUCACCGACAAUGGCAGCGGCAUGACCCCAAACAAACUGCAUAAGAUGCUCAGCUUCGGUUUUACGGAAAAGGGCUCUGGUAAAAGCAGCCAGCAGGCCAUCGGCGUUUAUGGGAAUGGCUUCAAGUCCGGCUCCAUGCGUCUGGGCCGCGAUGCGCUCAUAUUCACCAAGAACGGCGGCUGUCAGUCAGUGGGAAUGCUCUCCCAGACCUACCUGCAUAACAUCAAAGCUCAGGCUGUCAUGGUUCCUAUUGUGCCUUUCAACCAACAAACCAAGUUGCUGGUUGUGACUGAAGACUCAACGGCCAGCCUGGCAGCCAUCCUGAAACACUCCAUCAUCAGCUCAGAGGAGCAGAUACACGCUCACUUUGACUCUAUUCACUCCAAAAAAGGAACCAAGAUCCUAAUCUGGAAUAUUCGCAGGGCUAAAGAUGGCAAAACAGAAAUCGAUUUUGAGACGGACCCAACGGACUUUCGUUUGCCCGAGAUUCAAACAGAAGAGAUAAAGAAGGGUCUGAGCAACAGCGGGUCCUUAAGACAUCACCAGAACAUCCCAGACAUGUAUUACAGCCUGCGGGCCUACCUCAGUAUUUUGUAUCUAAAGCCAAGGACUCAGGUGAUACUGAGGGGCAAGAAAAUUCAGGCAAGGCUGGUGUCGAAAAAGCUGAGCUACAUCGAACAUGACGUGUACAAACCCCAGUUUAGUAAAGAGAAGGUGAAGGUGACUUUUGGAAUAAACAGUAAAAACAAGGACCAUUAUGGCAUCAUGAUGUACCACAAGAAUCGACUCAUUAAGGCGUAUGAGAAAGUGGGCUACCAGCUUAAGGUCUCAGGGCAAAGAGCCGGGAUUGGGGUGAUUGGUGUCAUUGAGUGCAACUUUCUCAAGCCUGCUCAUAACAAGCAAGACUUUGAGUACACCAAGGAAUACAGACUUACUCUUGGAGCGUUGGGGCUGAAACUGAAUGACUACUGGAAGGAAGUGGCAGACAAGAAGGCUAGAGAGCGAGAGUUCCAGACUGCGGAGAAGGACGACGAGGAAAGCCAGCAAAGUGGAGACGAGGGUCCCAUGUGGCUACAGUGUGAAGAUUGUCUAAAGUGGAGAAGCAUCCCCGCAAACUAUUAUAAGGUCACUCCUGAAAGUUGGAACUGCAGUCAAAACCCAAAUCCACGCUACAGAAGCUGCUCAUCACCAGAGGAAGGAGAUGAGAGUGAGGAGCAGUUAACCCCCAGCUACCAGAAAACCCACAAGAAACUAGAGAACAGAAAACGUCAAAGGUCAUUUGAGGUUGAUCAGUCAGAAAAGCCGAAGCAGCUCAUUUUGUCGCACACUUCAGUCACUCCGGAGCAGCCCUUAUCUCCGUUCUCUGAAAUGUUAAGACUUGAGAACCAUCCUGAGGGGAAUGCGUCUGAAUGCCUUGAAACAGACUCCCUAGACCCGUUGGAUCAAAACGCAGAAAGGGACACUAAUAUUGAUGCGGUGACACAAAAGGAUAUGGACCUCCAGGACAAGUCUGCUAAAAAUCAUGCAGGAAUUAGAGACAAAAAUGAAGCCAUGCAAGCACAGAUACCUGAAGAUGAUCAGCCUCAGGACAAAGAGAGUGACACAAAGGAAGACAGACACAAAAAUAUAAGCCAGGAGAAGAACAAAAACAUUUUUAGCCGUAAAAAGAACCCUGAAUUGAGAUCCUAUAAUGUGAAAAAGAAGCAGUACCUUUUUGGACAAAAUGAGUUGAGCUCCGCAAAUGUCGAUGAGGAUUCACAUCACGGGAAGCAAACUAGUUCCCAAGUUGAAAUGGACGACAGCCACUCGGACAACUCGGGAGUACUGCAGCUAAACCCCACUAGCCCCAGUCACACUUGGACCCAAUCUCUCCAAACCACCCAGAUGGUAAUUGUGCCUCCGCUGAACAGAGGAGAUCAUCCCCUUCAGCCUCCAGAAGGGGGCGACCGGGAAGCUAAACUGCAGAGGCUUGCUACGAUGGAGAAAGAGGUCCUGAGGCUGCGUGGCGUUUUGGGGCUGGAGGUGGAAAGGACAACUCAAGGCACGAUGACAGCGGACGAUAAAACUGAAAAAGAGCAAGCGGCAAUCAGGGAGGUCGGCUGCCAGACUGAUCCACCUGAGUGUCCUUCAGUUGCUGAUCCAAAUUUGGGUGCAGUGCCUCAGGGGCUACUGGUCCCAGGUCAGAAAGCCGAGUCCAGGGAUCAGUUGGAGCAGAACAAAGUCAGGCGAGAGCGGGCUGACGGUCAGAGCAGGAUGAGAGGGAGUGACGGCGAGUCCUAUGAGGACAGCAGAUUAGCACAGCAGAAUCUGCACGACAUCCGCAACAACGUGGUGGUUCUUCUCACGGCGCUCCUGCCCCAGCUGGACCUAAACGGAAUCAGCCUGGAGACGGCCGAUGUGGACAACAUCCUGCAGCAGAUCAUCGAGGUCAACUCGCUGAAACUAUGAUCUGGAAGAAGUCUGUCCUUUGUUUUUCCUGUUCACAUGCAAAGUUUAAGAUAAAGGCACUAGCUGUACAAAAGCUUAUGCGCUCAUACCUCUUCUUCUAGAUUCACCUUUUCCCUGUUGAAUUUAAACGUUAGGCUUCUCUGUCUUUUAAAAUUAGGGUUUGAAAGCAUUACAUCAAAUCACCCACUAUAAUUAGGACAGGGGCCUCCAACCAGGGGCUCCGCGGCGGCUCUUUUAUCCCUGCACUGCAGCUCUGUGGCUUUGAAGAAAAAUGAUGAAGUUCUUUAGAAUUUCGAUUUAAAAGGAAAAUUGGAUUGUACACCAGUUUUGUAAUGUUUGUAUUUAUUAGUGAAAGGAGAAAAAGGAUAAAGGUAAACCAAGCUCAUCCUAAUCUGCUCAGUUGGAGGAUAAUAUUUGACAAGGGCAGCAUUUUGUUUUGAAAGGAACUUGCUGGCAAAAGUAAAAUAAGUUACAACUAUUCAAUAUAGGAAAAUAAAACACCUCUCAAAGUCACUUAUUGUAAACAUUUAAAGGCUUAAAAGCAGCUCUCGCUGGUUUUAGUUCAAUACAAACUGACCGAAACGGUUCUUUUAGUGUUUAAGGUUGCCCCUAAACUCCCUGGUAUGAUAACAAAAGACUUUAAAGUGAAACUAAAGGCCACAAAUUUAAAAGAGAGGCAUUGAAAUAAAAAAUCUAUUCUGUGCAAAACUAAAAGUAAUGCAGUUAAAUUGUAAUAUAUGUGUGUUAUCAAUCAGGGGUUUAAACCCAAAAUCUGUCAUUUUGAAGGAUAAAAUCCUUUGUAUAGAUAAUGUAUUUCUUUUUUAUUGGAUUUAAUUUUUUAUUUACAUUUUAAACAAUAUGUAUAGUUUGGGUUUUUGUCUUGUUUAAACAAUAUUUCUUUAAAGACUCUUGUGCACAUACUCGUCAUUUUAUGUGAAAAUAUGUCAUAAUUCCUCAGGCAUGUGAAAUAUCACUUGUAUGUUUCAUGCCUCUGUUUACUCUAAGUUUUCUAAUCCAUUGUUUAAAGUUUUGUGUUGAUGAGUGAUGAAAACUUUUUUAAACUUUUGUUUAUUCUGUGCAGUUUGGAAUAAAUGCUUAAACCACUGUUCCUUUUCAAAGCCUGCAGUACACUUUGUUGACCACAAGGUGGUAAUAAAGCCCAAUGAAGAAUG
Molecule: messenger RNA, 3975 nt
Organism: Oryzias latipes (Japanese medaka)
Lineage: Eukaryota; Metazoa; Chordata; Actinopteri; Beloniformes; Adrianichthyidae
Source: RefSeq, a predicted model, not a curated record